GAGCCAGAGCCUAGAGGUGGUAAUAUUUUCUCCUCCAAAUCCCAAUAAUCUCAAUUAGCCAAAAACAAAAAAAGAGAAAGGAAAUAUCGAUUGGCUACAUCAAAAAACAUUCUUGUACACUCAAAAUUUCCCAACUGAGAAAUGAAUCUUCCCUGUCUUGGUCCAAUCUCACAAUGCUCGUCCAAUGUCUCAUCCUCUUCAAUUCCCCGUUUACACAUAGUUUCCUCUUCUUCUUUUCCUCGGAGUAGUAUUAGCAGUUCAAGAUCAAUUGGUUCCAGACAAAUUCCAGCACGAGACCGAGUCAUAGAUUUCGGAAAAUACAAAGGUAAAAUGCUGGGAACACUUCCAUCCAAGUACCUGAAAUGGGUGACAAAGAAUCUCCGUGCUCGGGACUUUGAAGAGUGGGCUAACCUUGCGGACCAAGUCCUGUCUGACCUUGUCUAUAAGGACAGAGUUGAGUGGGAGUUUGCUCAAGCUCUCCUGAAUGGCGACGUUCCAGUAGGAACGCAGAAUGCGGUUUCUGAGUUGCUGGAAAUCAGUACUAGGUUCGGUUGGGACAAUGAUGACAAGUUGGGUUGAAGCAAAAUUGAUUUCAAUAUGCUCGGGACGUCAAAGGGUGGUCGAAUACCAAGACUUUCUGAUGAUUCUGCCAGUAAAACCGCGAAUGCCAUUGGGAUGGUAGAAGAUAAAAAGGGUGUUGGAGCUCGAGGUGAUGGUAGUCGUCAGGAGGAGGAAAGUGAAAAGGACAGUAGAGAGAGAAGACGGGAAAGGAUGAAGACGGGAAAGGAUAAGGUUACACAGGAGAAACGAUGAAUAUGGCUCGCGGCUGCGACAUUCAACUAUUACAGAAACAAGACGAGAUUCUGAAGAUUUUUGUAAUACUAGUAGUGGUGUAAUGGAAACUCCAAGUCGAUUUCCUGGUCGUGAAUCCCUGUUGAAGAAAGCCUUGUCACUUGGUACCAGGAAAGAUACCUCAAAAUAAUGAAUUUGUUACACUUGUAUGUGUAUCAUGUAGUGAAAAAACAUUACUACUUUUUUCACCCAAGAACUUUUUUUUGCAAGGUUGGUGGUGUACGAGAGAUGUUUUAACCUUAACCACAAUAAUCAACAUUUGUUUGUUUAUGUAAUUAUUAGUUAAUGAUCAGGUGUGUUGCACGUGUAUAUUGUGUCAAUUAAUACAAACGUCAUAUUGAAGGCCA
Molecule: messenger RNA, 1199 nt
Organism: Capsicum annuum
Lineage: Eukaryota; Viridiplantae; Streptophyta; Magnoliopsida; Solanales; Solanaceae
Exons: 1
Coding region: 142-579 (145 amino acids)
Cellular component (GO): plastid
Source: RefSeq, a predicted model, not a curated record